UAUAUAUAUAAAGAAAGAGAAAUUAAGAUCUGAUCAAGAAAAAGCUGGCAAACAAGUGGUGGGAGAGAAUAGAUGCGGGUAUGGCAGAGUAUAACCAACUCCUCAGACCUCAACUGCACUUGCAAGCGCUCUCUCUUCCUCAACAUCACACAACAACACAACCCUCUGAUUCCAAGGACUCGCCCGAAAGGCCGGACCCCGAUGCCGCCACCAGCAGCUCCGGCGGAGCAUCUGGCUCCAUUCGGCGCCCUCGGGGCCGUCCUCCCGGGUCCAAAAACAAGCCAAAGCCUCCAAUUAUUGUGACAAGGGACAGCCCCAACGCCCUCCGAUCCCACGUGCUUGAAGUAGCUGCUGGUGCUGAUGUUGUCGAGAGCGUGUCGAAUUAUGCCCGCCGGAGAGGGAGAGGAGUGUCCGUGCUCAGCGGAGGCGGCACGGUUGUGAAUGUCAUGCUGCGUCAGGCGGCGGCUCCGGCUGGGAGUGUGGUGACGCUGCACGGCCGUUUUGAGAUUCUUUCGCUCUCGGGGACUGUGCUUCCGCCACCGGCACCGCCCGGUGCUAGCGGGCUGUCCAUAUUCUUGGCUGGUGGACAGGGACAGGUGGUGGGAGGGAGUGUGGUGGGUCCUUUAGUGGCUUCAGGUCCGGUGGUUCUGAUGGCAGCAUCCUUUGCGAACGCCGUGUUUGAGCGUUUACCACUGGAGGAGGAGGAGGGAGGGCAGGUCCAGGUCCAACCCGCGGCGUCGCAGUCAUCAGGUGUGACUGGAGGGGAUGGUAAUCGGCACGUGGGUGGUGACGGGGAAGGUGGUGGUGGAAGUGGCGUUCCUUUCUUUAAUAUGGGUGGGAACCUGCCUAAUUAUCCUUUUUCGGGUGAUUUGUUCGGAUGGGGGACAAGUGCUGCAAGGCCUCCAUUUUAAUGGUGUUUGAUUGUAAGAUCGAGUUUUUGGUUAAUAUCAGUGAUCAUAAAUUCAAAGUAACCUUGAUUUCAUGUGAUUCAGCUUUAGACAAGUGAUUGAGGAAGAAGGAAUAGCUUUUGUGUGAUAAAAAUAAUUUUAGUGAGAUUUAUAUAUAUAUAUAUGAUAUAGAGAGAUGAAAUUGGUCUUCUUAUGAGUUAGUAAUUUCGAGGAGGGAUUUGAAGAUCGAAGAAUGGUUUUGCUGAAGUUCGAGUCAUGAUGGAUCUAUUGAAGAAGGCCAAGUAGUUUUCUGGUUGAAACGGAUGGCACGAAAUGUGGAGCAAAGGAAUUGAUAGUUUAAAAACUUCUCAAUUAAGGUCAGUAAGUACUCAAACUUGAUGUAUAUAAACCCUCAUUUCUUAUUUCAUGUUCUUAGAUUAUGUAAUGUGGAAAUUGUUAUGAUGCACAUUAUU
Cornus florida is the source of this 1360-nucleotide messenger RNA. RefSeq names its product AT-hook motif nuclear-localized protein 27-like. Lineage: Eukaryota; Viridiplantae; Streptophyta; Magnoliopsida; Cornales; Cornaceae. Gene Ontology annotation, biological process: vegetative to reproductive phase transition of meristem. Gene Ontology annotation, cellular component: nucleus. The record is from RefSeq and is a predicted model, not a curated record. The transcript has a single exon. The coding region runs from base 81 to 911 and encodes 276 amino acids. Gene Ontology annotation, molecular function: DNA-binding transcription factor activity; minor groove of adenine-thymine-rich DNA binding.